Schistosoma rodhaini is the source of this 2802-nucleotide messenger RNA. The record is from the annotation of a GenBank genome assembly. NCBI's taxonomy places the organism in Eukaryota, Metazoa, Platyhelminthes, Trematoda, Strigeidida, Schistosomatidae.
UGCUGCGGCAAUACAGCGAAACGUUUUGAGGCGGUAACGUGAAAAUCUCAAGGUCAUUUGGUUGUUUGUUCUCUCGAAAUAAUGACCGCGAAAGAAAUGCAGGAUGAAGCAGGUAUGAUUGCAUAUAUCACCGAAAUAAACACUACUCUGUGACUGUCUUUCAUAUUAAAUGUUGAAUCAUAGCUGGACCAAAGACAACACUGGAAUUCUAAGUAACCGUGAUAUGUUUGCUCAGAGCGAAACUAUGAGCUCACUCAGGCUAAAAAUAUUGGGAAACAACUCACAACUAUAUUCACAAAUUAUUAUGUAGUGUGAAUUCAACUGAAGAGAUUAAACAUUCUAUUGAAAAUCUAUUUGAGAAGUUUUUACUAUGGAAAUCUGAUCAUUCAAUUUAUGAAUACUUUCAAAGGGAUUAUUUAACUUUUAUGGAAUUAAAUCCAUCUAGACGAUAUUGUAUAAUACAAUUUGUUCUUUUAUUAGAUCUGAAUUACAUUUCUGAACGUCUCCUUAUUACCCUGCGCAAUCAUGAUCUGAAUCGUAUAAAUUGGUCUCAUAUUCUUCAAUUGAUAUCUGUUAUCAUUACAUGCAUUAAAGGAGGUGUAUCCACUGUUAAAUCUAUUAUCCAUCAACUUUUAUUAUUAUUAUUUAAUUCCAAUAUAAAUAAUAAUAAUAAUGAUCAUAUUGAUUUAAAUUAUUUACAUUUAUUAGAUAAUUUAUUUAUUGAUCAAAAUCAAAUGAAUCAUCAUUCAAAAUCUAAUCAAUAUGAUCAACAAUUAUUAAUUGGAAUUUUAUUGAUUUCACGUCAAUUAUGUUCAGAAGAUUAUCGAUUAACUGGUAUAAAUUAUAAACAAUGGUGGAUAGAAACAUUUUGUAAUCCUUUAUUAUUAUUUACACAAAAUAUACUUACAUCACGUUCUAUUAUAUUUUAUUUUUGUAAUUUACUUAUUGAAUUGUUACCAUGGGAAAUAAAUUUAAAAUUUUUACAAAUUCAAAUCAAUACACAACCUAAUUGGUUUAAUUCUAUUAAAAAAUCAAUAAAUCAUCGUAAUAAAAUUGAUUCUAAUGAUAGUCGAAUAAAAUCUAUUGAAUUAAUUCAAUCAUUAAAUGAAAAUGAAUUUAUAAUGUCAUUAGAUUUAGAAUAUACAAAUAUGAUAAUGAAUAAUAAUCAUUAUAAUAAUUAUAUUGAAUCAUGUAUAAAUCGAUGGAAUGAUUAUUGUGAAAUAGCACAAGGACGAUUAGCUGAAUUAAGGGAACACAGUUGUGCAACAAAAGUGAUCAUAACAGAUAAAAAAAUCUCUGAUUGCCCAGGUGCUGCUACUACUCCAGGAUGGAGUGAUGUUUUAAAUUGGCUAAAUGAAAUUGCGGCACAACAUACUGCUGGUGAUUUAGGCGGUGAUAUUCCUAAAUGCAAAUUACCGUCCGAAUGGAAUGAAGCAAAUCUGUUUCGUCCACGUUGGCUUCGUUCUACACUGAUUCCAGCUUUAUUAAAUGCACCUGAAAUAGAACAGUUAUCAACAGAAUUAAAAUUUGCACGUGAACAAUUAAUACAAGGAAUACAUUCAGCUGGUCUAUCACAUUUAUUAAAUCAUACCGAAGGAAAAACUUCUACCAUCAAGUCGACUACAAAAACAACAUUGUCAAAGAAGAAGAAACAAUCAAAUGGUUCAACACAAAAAUCUUCAACAUCUAAACAAUCAAACAAAGUGUAUAAUAAAAGCCAAUUCUACAAUCAAGCAAAUAAACAUUGAUGUCAGUACAAUCAGUAAUUAAAAUGUGUUAGAUAAAAAGCUGAAUAGAGCGAAGAGAAGAAACAUAUCGAAAGUGGAUUAUGGCGGUAGGAAAAAGGAAUACCUGACAAUUCGAAAAAAGAAUGUUAAACUCCCCUUCAUUCUUUUAGUUACAUUCGUUUGCACGAUUUUCUCGUUUCCUCUCCUCCUCUGCCACACUAUGACAACACUAAUAUUAUUAAUUUAUGCUUUUAAAAAAUCUGAAACCAUUUCAUUCCGUAUGUAAAUUAUCUUUUCCUAGUUAUUGUAAUGAAUCUACAUAAAUUGAUGGUCGUUUAAGUUUCCUUAAGCUUGUCAUAUGUCUUUAAGUACUUGAACGAAAUCUUUCUGAUCUUCCAGUUUCAAUUAUACAUUUUAGAGUUGUUGUAUGGUUCGUGGUAGUUGACAGGGGAACCUGCAUAUUUUGAAUAUUUGUCUUAUAGGAGGUCAAUAGUAGUUCGAACGCUCCAAUAAUAAUAUCUCAGAAUAUAAAGCUGGCUAACCUGGGUCCGGGUCCACCAGGGAACAUCAGUUCUGCCGAUAUUACUUGCAAAACUCGCUGACGAAUGCUGACUAGCAUAAAAACUAAGCUCACAUUUUCUUUCCGACUACCUCUAAUCACCUAACCUGUAAACAUAGUGCACCCAAUGCCAAGUAAAAUAACGAUCUCCUCUAUUCAAUAACCUAAUGUGACUAACAAAUUUCUUCACAUUUGAAGUGAUGUAGGUAAUUCCUGAGUUUGAGGUUUACUCAUCAUUAAGAAGCAAUAGUAUAAACAGCAUGACUUAUGGUUUCUAGAACUUAUUUAUCAACUAACGUUUGCUAAAUUAAACAGAGAUUGUUAUAAAACUAUUCAAAGCUUUCUAUAACAAAGUCCUACUCACUGCCUUCUCGUGGCGGGGGUGUUAUUUACAAAAUUGAGAGGACGAAAAGCGGAUGUCCGGCGCUUUAACCGGUUUGGUGAACACGGAAAGUUCACCUAGGGGAAUUGGAAAACCCUCAUUCCAAACCAAUGAUGCACAUGGGCUCCAGUAUC